Schizophyllum commune H4-8 is the source of this 1222-nucleotide messenger RNA. RefSeq lists its product as uncharacterized. The transcript is spliced from 5 exons. Lineage: Eukaryota; Fungi; Basidiomycota; Agaricomycetes; Agaricales; Schizophyllaceae. Bases 349 to 1188 code for a protein of 279 amino acids. The record is from RefSeq and is a predicted model, not a curated record.
CCUCCGCCGAGAUUACAGGGUUAAUCGAAGGGGACACACUACGAGUCUUCCAAUAGAGCUUAGACUCUCGGUUAGGACGCCUUGCAGGCGCACGACAUCCUGGCUCUGGCUCUGACGCAGAGCGAAUGCCAUUUCAAUGUGGAGUGGUUGUACUCGAACACCGCGUGUACCGCGGCCCUCUCAGGUCGCUUCGAUGCAGCAACAUGGGUGCGUUCGCCUGCCUUCCCCUCGUACGCUUUACCACGCCUCGCUAUGGCGCGCCGCAGCGAAGAUAAGUUGAAGCCGUAGAUAUAUGCCUACGUAUUCGUCGUGUCUACCCUCCAGAACUGCCCAACCUCUCCUUCGCCCAUGCCGUCCUCAGUUCACGGAGAAUAUUCUGACUCCGAGUCUACAACAAAGUCCAGUCUUAUGGAGGCACCUACCAUCAGGGAAGACCUGCUCCCAGGCCGCAUAAGGGUACAGCAACAAGCGGAUAUUCUGGACGCUUUCCCUCUCCCCAGCCAUUGGUGUGCGCCCCAAGGAUCAGGAGUCCUCGCAAGCCUUCGUCGGGCACUAUUCAAUCUUCUGUGUAUAGCGGCCUAUGGACACGCUGUGCCGGAGCUCGUAUGGGCCGCUAUACUCCUCGAGAAGGAGGCCGGUGAUGAGAGUGUUUGGGAGGCCCAUAUUCGACAUAUAUGCGACCAUCUGAACAAUGUACUUCUGGUGGCAGGGCUACUGUUGGCUAGUGCGGCUACCUUUCUGACAACAGAGCCGCCAAGAGACGAGAUCGUCAACUAUACCCGUCGCGGCCCUUACAUGUGUUUAGUCGGAUCCUUUGGGCUACUCAUCGGAGGCAUCAUCGCUGGCGAGGCGUGCGUUAUCGUGACAAAAAAGGCGCAGGCAUACUGGUCGGAGAAGGUUUUGUACGCAGACCGCUUUCAUGUUUACUGCACCUUGAUCAUGCUCUCGUACCCUUUCUUCUCUGUUAGCAUCGCAACACUACUUCUAGCCUUCGGCCUUCUCACUAGUGUAUGGUCUGCCAGCGAUCCCAUCGUGCAGGGCGCGUCUUCCUUAUUCCUCAUCCCUCCACUCUCAAUGACUUUCUUGUUCGCUCUUUCUUGUGCCACGGCGAAAGGCCCGAGUAUUUUAACACCGCCUGAAAGGAGAUCGCGUGAAUCAGUGAAUACAGCCCAUGAUAGCUCUGUCUGAGCCGUGUAACGAUGAUUAGGCUAUAUAUUCGCGA